UACCCUGCCAGCAAAGUAAAUUUCGGAAACUGGAUUCCAGCUACCGGAUCGGCUGAGCGACUCUGGGCGGCGCAGUACGCAGGCGCGAGCGUUUGGGGUCUGGACGCGCGCGGUGCUCGGUUGAAGCGGGAGUUUCUGGGCGUGAGUCCCGGUAGCGGGCGGCUGAUUGCACGGGUGACCCAGCUCCGCCAUGGCAGCCCUGCGCUAUGCGGGCCUGGACGACACGGACAGCGAGGACGAGUUGCCCCUGGGCUGGGAGCAGAGAACCACCAAGGACGGCUGGGUGUACUAUGCCAAUCACACUGAAGAGAAGACCCAAUGGGAACAUCCGAAAACUGGAAAAAGAAAACGAAUAGCAGGAGAUUUGCCAUAUGGAUGGGAGCAGGAAACGGAUGAGAAUGGACAAGUGUAUUUUGUCGACCAUAUAAAUAAAAGAACUACCUAUUUGGACCCAAGAUUGGCAUUUACUGUGGAUGAUAAUCCUACAAAGCCAACCAACAGACAGAGAUACGAUGGCAGCACCACAGCCAUGGAAAUACUCCAGGGUCGGGACUUCACUGGCAAAGUGGUUGUAGUUACUGGAGCUAACUCAGGAAUAGGGUUUGAAACCGCCAAGUCUUUUGCCCUCCAUGGUGCUCACGUGAUCCUGGCCUGUCGGAAUAUGAGCAGAGCCAAUGAAGCCGUGUCCCUCAUUUUAGGAGAAUGGCAUAAAGCCAAGGUAGAAGCAAUGACCCUGGACCUCGCUCAGCUCCGUAGCGUGCAGCAUUUUGCUCAAGCGUUUAAGGCCAAGAAUGUGUCUCUGCAUGUGCUCGUGUGCAAUGCAGCGGCUUUCGCUCUCCCCUGGAGCCUCACAAAAGAUGGCCUGGAGACCACCUUCCAGGUGAAUCACCUGGGGCACUUCUACCUGGUCCAGCUCCUUCAGGAUGUCUUGUGCCGCUCAGCUCCAGCCCGAGUGGUUGUGGUCUCCUCUGAGUCCCAUAGAUUUACAGAUAUUAAUGAUUCCUCAGGAAAGCUAGACUUCAGCCGCCUCUCUCCAUCUAAAAAUGACUACUGGGCCAUGCUGGCUUACAACCGGUCCAAGCUCUGCAACAUUCUUUUCUCCAAUGAGCUUCAUCGCCGCUUGUCCCCAAGAGGGGUCACUUCGAACGCAGUGCAUCCAGGAAACAUGAUGUACUCCUCCAUUCAUCGCAACUGGUGGGUGUACACACUGCUCUUCACCUUGGCCAGGCCUUUCACCAAGUCCAUGCAACAAGGAGCUGCCACCACCGUCUACUGUGCUGCUGCCCCCGAGCUAGAGGGCCUGGGAGGGAUGUACUUCAACAACUGCUGCCGCUGCCUGCCCUCCGCCGAGGCCCAGAGGGAGGAGACCGCGCGGGCCCUGUGGGCGCUCAGCGAGAGGCUGAUCCAGGAGGCGCUCGGAGGCCAGGCCAGCUAAGCGGGAGCUCAGGUGGCGAUUGGAACACACGCACACCCUGUGUGUCCACAUGUCAGUGCCAAUGCCGAGCCCCCCAACUCAUUAUCCAGGCCUUUCCGUGUCUCUCCAACACUGAUCCCCCAGAGCAAAGGAAGUAAGAGUAGUCACAGCAGAUGGGAAAAUGUCAAAUACCAGCGGGAAGCAGGGAAUUAAUUCCAGGGGUUAAAGGACAGUAUCUCUCUUCUGGGGCUGAACGAGGCUUGGGUCCCUUUUCUUUCCUGGUGGUGGCCUGUCUCACUGUAGAAGCACCAGUCUCUCACCUGUUCCACCCAGCCACCAGCACAGCCAGAGCCUCACUGCCACCGGAGCUUUCUCUGUUCAGGAAAGAACAAGCGAGUGUUUACCCUUCUCCUCUGCAUCGAUCCAGGAGAUCAUCACUCCAUUCUUUCUGACCAAGUCUAAGUGGGCUUGGCAACUCCUGGGCAGAGGCCCCCAAGCCUUGUUCCCGUCAGCGAAGAUGGAGAGACACUGAGAAUUCUGUGGCAUAGACAGAGCUGCGAGUCACAAAGGUACUAGUUCUUUGACUCCCUUGCCAAACUAUACAAACAUUCAGUUAUAGCAGAUGCGUUUUGCCAAGCAUCCCCCGAUACCUUGCCAGGCAGGAGAGGAGGCAUUGCGUCUGUAGGAAUUUACAGGAUCAUCAUGGGGUGGGCUGCAAAGCUGUCCCUAUCCUCCUUCAUUCUCGGUUUCAGCAGCUCCUCGGGCUCCUGCUCACCAGUCCUGUCCUCCCUCCCAUCCUACGCUUAAUAAAAGAGCAUGCUCCAAUGUUA
Messenger RNA from Pipistrellus kuhlii (Kuhl's pipistrelle), 2244 nucleotides. RefSeq names its product WW domain containing oxidoreductase (gene WWOX). Gene Ontology annotation, molecular function: protein binding. The transcript has 9 exons. NCBI's taxonomy places the organism in Eukaryota, Metazoa, Chordata, Mammalia, Chiroptera, Vespertilionidae. The coding region runs from base 191 to 1435 and encodes 414 amino acids. The record is from RefSeq and is a predicted model, not a curated record.